ACUGAGAGCGCAUAACAGUGGAGUGGAGCGGGAUCCAAACAGCACAUCUCCACACCGCCGUGCCUGCUCAGCUCAGCCUCCUCCCCCGGCUGACAUCGCAGAAAAGCCGCAGCAGCGGAGGAGCAUGCUGUCGCUCCAGCUGUGUCGUUAACAACUCAUACACACCUUGAACCUCCGGCUGGAACCUCAAGCUGUAGAAGGAGAAUUUUAAAAACAUUUUUAUCGGCCUGCUGGAGUUUAUGUAUCAGUCAUGGGCAGCAAGACUCUGCCAGUUCCUGUUCCCUUUCAACCAUCCAACCAGUUGGCCAACUACUCCCUCCUCCAGAGCUCCACUGGCCUCCAGCUGCCAACGGAUAAUUUACAGAACAUCUACAGCUUCAGUGCUCUACAUGCCAUCCACCUCCACCAGUGGACCCUUGGCUACCCGACUUUGGCUGUGCCCCGUUGCCCCGUCGUCUCCAAGCUGCCCAUACAUUUCUCCUCCAUGGCCUCCAUCCCCAUAUUGCCUCACCUCCUGCAGCCCAAGCAGGCCUCAGCGGGGCUGCUGCAGAGCUCCAAGAUCAAGCCCCGCUUUGACUUUGCCAAUCUGGCAGCAGCAGCCACCCAGGACAGUCAUCUGAAGGCAGAGGACCUGAGCAUAACGGGUGUUGCUGCAGCAGCACAGGCUUCAUCUCCCCACCUGGUGUCAGCUGGCCUGGGAUGCCUCCUGGAUGUGCCCAAAGUCCCCUUACCCGAGCGCAAGCCCAGCCGUGGCCGAGUGCCCUCCAAGACCAAGAAAGAAUUCAUCUGCAAAUUCUGUGGCCGCCAUUUUACCAAAUCCUACAACCUUUUAAUCCAUGAGAGGACACACACAGAUGAGAGGCCAUAUACCUGUGAUAUCUGCCACAAGGCCUUCAGAAGACAGGACCACCUCAGAGACCACAGCACUUGCUGGAUUGUGUUUAAAGUGGCCCACAACCUUUCUGCAUUUGGCCAGGCCAUUGUCAAAUGCACGGUUCUGCAGAGAAGCUGUGAAAGAACAAUGGAGACUGUGCGCGACACAGAGGACAUGUUCAAAAGGCAGAUGUCUCGCAGCAAUGAUCAUGUUUCUUGCACUAUUUGUGCUAAGUGUGCUGACUUUAUUUGAAACUUCCACUGCUGUGCAACAUGAAUGAAAUGCUCUGUGCAUGUUUUUGCAGCAAAAUGUCUCUUUUCUGUUUUCAUUACAUUUAGAGCAUGUGAAUGCAGCUCCCACUGUUCUUCAAUAUAAUGCACUGUAACUCUAAGGUAAUUACUGGACAUUGCUGGGUAACCAUAGUCUACAGUGAGAGCAACAGUUGGUGCAUGUUGGUGCAGUACUGAUCAACAUCCCACCCCUCCUGUGACCCAUGGUUUGUCUGUAUGUGUAUUCAGAGUCAGUGAGCAACGGACUUUCAAAAUAAUAAUAAUAGUAAUAAACUGCGUUAAUGCGUGAUAAAAUAAUUGUUGGUGUUAAGUAAUGCGUUAAUGUGAAAUAAUGCAUUAUCUUGCCCAGCCCUCAUGUAUUUGUAUAGCACCAAUUCACAACAACAAUGUUCUCAGGACACUUUACAUAAUCACACCUAGACCUUACACCAUUAUAAGGAAAACCCAACAAAUCCCCCUUGAGCAGCACUUGGCAAUAGAGGGAAGAAAAAAACUCCCUUUAAUGGAAGAAACCCCUGACAGACCCCGGGUCUUGUUGGGCGGCCUUCUGCCUCGACCGGUUGGGGUGAGUAGAUAGAGGAGAGAGAAAAGAAGAAAAGCAACAAGACACAACAGGUUGUUAUGGUGCCAUGCAAUAUCAGAAAUCAUAACAUAACAUGCUAAUUACCCUCAUACAGUAUCCGCAAAAUACACAGUUUCACAGUAUAGUCAAAGUCAGUGUUUAUUUGUCAUAUGCACAGUUAGGAAACAUGUUUCC
Molecule: messenger RNA, 1921 nt
Organism: Monopterus albus (swamp eel)
Lineage: Eukaryota; Metazoa; Chordata; Actinopteri; Synbranchiformes; Synbranchidae
Gene: osr1
Product: odd-skipped related transcription factor 1
Exons: 3
Coding region: 251-1126 (291 amino acids)
Biological process (GO): regulation of transcription by RNA polymerase II; embryo development; urogenital system development
Cellular component (GO): nucleus
Molecular function (GO): DNA-binding transcription factor activity, RNA polymerase II-specific; RNA polymerase II transcription regulatory region sequence-specific DNA binding
Source: RefSeq, a predicted model, not a curated record